This is a messenger RNA of Tetranychus urticae (two-spotted spider mite), 3498 nucleotides long. RefSeq lists its product as uncharacterized. Lineage: Eukaryota; Metazoa; Arthropoda; Arachnida; Trombidiformes; Tetranychidae. The record is from RefSeq and is a predicted model, not a curated record.
GUAUUAUUUAUGUAAUCAUAAUUCUCGUCGAUGAGUUGAGAGUUAUUGUAAAUUUUAUUUUAAUUUGGUGAGCAUAAACCUUACACUUGAAUUGAACAUGAGCUGACAAUUUAAGAAAUUUCGAUAAAUUUCUUCUUUCUUAUUCACUCUAUUUCAGUUUUCUGGUCUUAUAAACCUGUAAAAUUGUGUUAACAAUUCAACAAGGGUUCUAAUUGUAUGUAGAUCAAACUAUAAUGUAUUGUGACAAUAAUUAUUUUAUACAAUCCAAAUAAAGCUACCAUUAAAGAAUAGCAUUACAAGAUAUGUUUAUACAUCUGUGUCUAAAUUGAUAUGGUUACAGUGAUAAGGUCAACAUCAUUGACCGUGCAAGGUAAUGGGCAAACCUAAAUAGUCAACUUAAAUGUACCUUGACCAAUUUGAUGUUUAUUAUGUGCUAAUAAUAAAAUCAUUGUUUUUAUCAUCACCAUUUCAAUAGUAAUGAAUGUGUCCAUCAACAAGUGAACAUACUUGAUGAAAUCUCUUCCUAUCCAUCGCCAUAAACAUUAUCAGUGCCAUUUCCUUUUUCCUUCCAGUUCCAAUUCAUUCCGAUUCACUGGUUUGAUGAGCUAAGGUUACUCAUGAUCAUUAUUAUGACUAUUACAAUUUGACGACCUUAAAACUCUUGAUCCCAUAAAAAUAGUUUCAAUUUCGAAAUGCGAAUCUAAAAAGUUGUUACUUUAUAGUCUCUAUACUCUAACCACAACAUGCAGCAGCUUCAACUGUUUAUGUUUACAUUCCACGAAAGAAGGACUGUCCAACUUACUUUCGACUCUUCUUUUGCCAACACAGUUUACUUUUGGUGACCAAAAAUAACCCAAACCUAAUAGUGACUUUAUAAUUUACAUCAACCAGUCGUUAUUCAUCAAUCAUCAAUCCAUUUAUUGGUACAAAAUCAUCAAAUAUUUUCCUCAUUUAGUGAUCAAUACUCAAUGUGCAUUGUCAAUUGUUGAAACUAUAACUCAACUAUGUUACUAUUUUUCACUUUUGAUCGUUUUCCCCAUUUUCUCAUCAAUAUGUGUCUUCACCAUCUUUCACCGUAAAUGGCUAUCCUACAAAAGUUAGAAUCAAUUGACCAAUGGACUACCAUUGGAAUAUAAUUUUAUAAGAUUUGUGCGUAUCUGUGAAAGCAUCAAGCUACACUCUUCAUAUACUCAAAGACUAAUCAAUUUUGGAUUUGCUGUUCUUUAUAACCACAAAUCUCAAUCAAAAAUGUAUAUUAAAGUCAACUUUGUACUCUCUUUUUGUAUAACGAUAACAAUCAUCUGUGUUAAUAAGCUGGUUUGGGCUGGAGAUAAAUUUGUUGAAUCCAACACAAUUGUGGUACAAAAUGGGAAUGAUGGAGGUGACGAUGAUCAUGAUGAAGAGUCUUCCAUAAUUUACACACCCAUUCCCAUUCCGAUUCCAAUGAAAUUAAAAAAGUCAAUUGUCAAUCCAAGCUACUUAUAUCCAAUCCAUCAAGAUCCAUCCAUGCCAAGCUACCGGAUGACUCAACGAUCAAUUAUUCAUGUACCAUCACCAGCUCCCAAUUUACAGCCAACACCAAAUAAUUUUUACAGUAGAUUUCGAACGGUUCCACCGACUCAUUAUGCACUUCCACCAAGCUACAAUGACCGUCUUCCCAUGCCUAUUCAUCCAUCUUCUAACGAGCGUCAAUCUUCACAAUCCUCUCAAGCUCAACCUCCACCUCCACCUCUUGUCCUUUCAUCACCUAUUCCACCUCCUUUACCUUUAUCUGGACCAGUCCCAACAGGUCCACCGAUGCAUUUAUCUCAAUCACGUCCAUCAGUAUCAACCAAUUCACCUUCAUUUUUCCCUCCAAUUCAACCGAUACCAAGUGUAGCUCAAGUAUCUGAUGAUCGUGAUAAUCGUUAUUUCAGCUUACACGAACCUUGGCCUCCAGCAUAUACUAAUACCAACGGAGACAAGAAUACAAUUAAAAUGACAACGUCAACUGAAGUUCAGAAUGAUGGUAACUCGGAGGUUCUCCCAGAGGAUGAACGAAAUCCAAAUAACAAUGCUAAUAACAACAACAUGGCUGGUCCUGACGAUGGUCGAAAUGGCUUAGUUGAUUAUCCACCAGCAGAUCAAGAUUAUGGUCAAAAUUAUCAAGCCAAUUAUGAUAGGCCAGACUAUCCUGCCAAUACUGAUUACCGAGAAGAUUAUCAAGCAAAAGCUAAUAAACCUGGAGGUGAUGGAGUGACCGAAACGGUAGAUGAAGGAAAUGGAGGUGGAAUUGAUGACGAUUAUUAUCAAGAUUAUCAAAAUCCCCGUGAUUAUAAUGAUUAUCAGGGUAAACAAGUUGAGAAUGAUGUUGCACAGCCAAAUCUGAACUAUCCAUCAGACUCACAGGAGGUUGUUAACUAUCAUAACCAGGAUGCAAAUGAUUAUCAAGCUGGUGGGCAAGAACCGGUUUAUGGUGAUGGUUAUCCAGCUAAUGAAUUACCUAAUCAGUCUAAUGAACAAAAACAAAACAAUUAUGAAGAGGGGAACCAUCAAUCAUCUCAAUCAACAUCAUUACCACCUUCACCACAAACAGAUUACACUCAAGAUUAUGCUGAUGAUUAUUAUUCAUUAGGUAAUGGCCAAGGCACGAGCAAUGAACAAACAGAUGUAAAUAAUAAUCAAAUAGAUAAUCCGGAUAAUAACGAAGAGGAUGAAAACCAGAGAAAUGACAAUGAGAGAUUUGACCAAUUGUCUCCUAAACCAUUGAACCAGUUUACCAAAGAGUCAACACCAAUUCCAGACCGACCAAUGGAUUAUCCUUACUCAAGCGAUGGUUAUAAUGAACCAUCGAUGAGUCCAUUUGAAUCUACACCAAUGGUUACCAUUCCAUUGAAUCCUGGAACCGAACCAGGAGUUCGCCCUCUUCCUGAUCAAAUAAAUGAGUUUGAUUUGACUGGAGAUCCUUAUCUGGACAAUUAUGGACGAUCUAUGAGAGACAAAUCACAACCAAACUCCAUGGAGAAUCACAUUAAUCAAAUUAAUGAUGGAGAUUAUGGUAAACGCAAUCAACAAUAUCAUUUUAAUAAUGUUAAAGAUUCUUCCUCUCGACCAAAUGAUUAUCCACUUUCAAAUGAUCAACAAAAUGACGAUUCAACUCCUCCAGCUCAAUCCAAUUAUAACAAUGAUUGGCCGAUGGAAAAUGAUUAUUAUCAACAAAAUCGACAACCAAUGAUUUCUCAAUCAGCUCAACCUCCAUCAUUACAAUCACCUUCAUCUCCAUCACAAUUAGAUUCAAACAGAGAAUUGGAUAGUCCAAUUGAUCGUUAUGAUCCCGAAGAUUGGGGACAGUAUUAAUUUAUUAUAUAAAGUAAAUAUUAAUAUGAAAAGUAAAAUAAUAUUUCAAAAAAUCAUUAUUUCAACAAAUUUAAUCGACUAAGAAUUGUACCAAAGUAAUAUUUGUGUUUUUAUCAAUACAAUUAAUUUAAUUGACCAUUAAAUUUAAAUAUUUUUGUUUUA